UGCGAAGGACAAAAGUGAAAUAAGUAGACUUUGGAGUUUUAUGCAAAGUAAAACAAUUCGGAUAUUACUUAAAGAAACGCGUUUAAUCGGUUUUACUGCAACAUGCGCUCAGCUUUCGAUAUUUCGUAUAUUCUUACGCAUCAUACAUUGCGCAUUCUCUAAAUGCAUAGAAUCCACAGUAAGUAUAGAAAUAAGUAUUGUGAAUCCUCUAAGAAUAGUUUCGGUUUUGACAAUUCAAUCGAUUCAAUUAUUGAAAAAUAAUUAAUCAUGCAGAAUGAAGAAGACUGAUCGUCCUUCCCUGACAUUUUAGUUAUAUUCUAAAUUCGUUUCUGCUAUAUUUCGACACAGAUCCAUAAAAUUUAUAGUGCAGUCGUGAGAAAAAAGGUUCAAUGACCCGAAGGCCAGGUGCAUAAGGGAACGUCUGAUCCUUGGAGAAAACUGGUCAGCAGCUUCAAGGAUCGGGUAGAGAGGGAUGCGGUCGUAAAAACGAAGGGUGCACCUAGGUCGGUGGUUACACGCGUAGGUAGGGCAGAGUGCGGGCGCAGAUAGGGCCUGGCUUUGGACUCGGUGGUUGAAUAUCGACCGGCUCGUUCGUAGCUGGUCGGGAUUCGCAUGGCGCAAGCCUGGGAUAACGAGGACGAGGUGGCGAACGAGGAGGCGGUGGGAGAGAGUGUGCGCUUCCCUGAGUGAGCGCCGGCAGUAGUAACCCGGCCAGUACCCCGCGCGCGGGUGCAGCUGCAUCCCGAGUAAACCGCCGUGUGUGUGAGAGUGCGUGAGAGUGCUAAACGAGGCGUGUGUGUCCUGAGGCCACGAGGGUGGAGCUACGUACCUGCGACCGCACCGUUCGACGUCGUCCAGGAACAGAGUACCUCUUCCACAGGAACAACAACGAAAACAGUUUCAGCUUGAAAUGUUCCUCCAACGCUCCGGUCUGCGAACCUGUUCGACGUUCGAUUCCUUGAUUUAACCCGCGCGGUUCACGGAGUAAUGUGAAGGCAACAAAGAGAGAGAGAGAGAGAGAGAGAGAGAGAGAGAGAGCGAGAGCGAGAGAGAGAGAGAGUCAUGUUACGGAGACAAGAGACCUCGAACGAGGAUUCGUACCUGAGCGCGGGGAGGCCAUCGAACCUGCUGCGUACGAGAUUUAGCAGCACUAAGCUAGAGUCGCUCUAUCGCGCCUCCUCCCUCCAGCAGCGCCGGGGCGGCCUCGAGUACUUCCUGUUCUCGGCGUUGCUCUAUGGAGCUCACACCCUCGCAAUGCCGGGCCAGGAGCCGCCUGCCUGCGGUCUGACGGCGGUCUGCCUAGGCAUGAAUCUGGGCCUGUUGGCCUGGGCCGAGCGCAACCCCAAGGCGAAGGACGUACUCUGGUCCGUGAUACCUCACGUGGCCUGGAAGCUGUCCUCUGUACACCUCAUCGCUCAGCUGUUCCUCAAGUCCAACGGGGUCACGCCUAGGGACGGACUGGGCUGGCUGCUCCUCCUGCUCUACCUCCUGUUCGCCACCCUGCCGCUCAGGUUGUCCCUCUGCGUGCUACUCGCCUUCUGCACCGCGGUGGCAUACAUCGUCUCCGUUAUCUUCCUCUCCAAGACGCCUGAGAAAAUACCUAUCGAUGUUUUGGUGCUGACGGUGACGUUGUGCCUAGGCGCGAUGCUUCUGGGAGCCUCGAGCUAUUGCUUGACAGAGUUCCAGCAACGGCGAGCCUUUUUGGAGACCAGGCAGAGCCUCGAGGUUCAACUGGUGAUCGAGGAGCAGAGUGCCGAGCAGGAGAGGCUUCUGCUCAGCGUGUUGCCAGAACACGUGGCCGUGAAGAUGCGGCAAGACCUAGGCGCCUCGCUCAACACUCAAUUCAAGAAGAUCUACAUGUCUAGGCACGAGAACGUAUCCAUACUCUACGCGGACAUCGUCGGGUUCACCGCAAUUUCAUCCACUUACAGUGCCAGUGAAUUGGUGAAAAUUCUGAAUGAGCUGUUCGCGAGAUUCGAUCAGCUCAGCGAGAGGUUAGUGGAUAGGAGGGUGCAUAUCUCGAACGUGACGCUGGGCUUUCUGAACGGCGAGUUCGAGGUCGAGCCGGCGCACGGCGAGGACAGAGAGGAGGCGUUGCAAAAGGCUGGCAUCAUCACCUACUUCAUAGUACGUGCAUUGAAACCCUUCAAGCCAUCCGUCACCUGGAGCCUGGCGUCGCUCACAGAGGCGGAGAAUAGGAGAUCUUUGGAAGCGAACGAGGAAGAGAACACGGAAGAUACCGAGGAAUUCCGGCAGAGGUUGAGAAAGGAACUGGACAGCAAAAGUGGGGAAUCGCACCUGGAAGGGCACGCUUACUGGCUGACGCUGCAAUUCAAAGACAAGAAGGUAGAAUUCGCGUUUCGUAACGCCGAGGAAGCAUUCUCUCCGUUGUCAUUGAUCGGUGGACCAUUGGUGAUGAUGUGCGCCUCGCCAGUUUGGAGGUUUCAACCCUGGGGGCCGUUUACUUGGGGCGGUAUAGGAGUUGUCGUGUUGUUCGCCAUAGUCCUGGCUGGUGCCACUUGCUUGGGCAGUGCUAUUAAAGCCAUGUGGUUGAGGCGAGCUCUGGCUGUGUUGAUGAUCUUCUCCCUCGGGGAUUUCCUCAUUCUUGACAUGUACAAUUGUGUGGUGAUUGAGGAGACGAUACCACCACUGAACGCGUCCAACGUGCCCCUGUCGACGAGGUGCCCGCACCCGUCGUACUACUCGUACAUCGGCGUGUUGACGUUAAUCGCGCUCUCGUUGCCGACCUACAUGUGCUAUCUGGGAAAGGCUUGCAUAAUGUACUUCAUCGCCGGUACUCAGUGUCUCAUCAACAUGUGGCGUCUGAAAGCGAGGCUCGACUGGGAGGACUACGCCUCCUCGCCCCCGGAGCCGAAAGUUCCGUCGACAUACUGCCUAUCCUCCACACUGCUUAUCGUCGCCACCUGUUUGGUCUUCGUCUCCAGAUACGCGGAGAAGUCGAGGAGGAUGUUGUACCUCCGCGGUAGGGAGGUGGUAGCGCAGAGGGAAAGGGCGGCAGACAUGAAGCGCAGGAAUGGCGCGCUUAUAUACAACAUUCUACCGCCGCACGUGGCCGCUUACUUCCUCUCCAGGGCGAGACACCACGACGAUCUCUACAGCCAGAGCUACGCGGAGGUCGGCGUACUCUUCGCGAGCAUGCCCAACUUCGCCGAUUUUUAUAGCGAGGAGAGCAUCAACAAUCAGGGCCUCGAGUGUCUCAGGUUCCUCAAUGAAGUUAUAUCCGAUUUCGACGCGAUCCUUGAUCAGCACAAGUUCAAAGACAUCAUAAAAAUCAAGACGAUAGGCUCGACGUAUAUGGCAGCGUCUGGUAUUACGGAGACUUUGGACUCUGAGGAAUCGCCCCGGUGGUGUCACUUGUGUAUUCUCGUCGAUUUCGCGUUGGAGUUGAAAAAAGCAUUGUCAAGUAUCAACGAGCAGAGUUUCAAUCACUUCGUCCUGAAGAUGGGCAUCAAUCAAGGGCCGGUCACAGCUGGUGUGAUCGGUGCUAGGAAGCCUCAUUACGACAUUUGGGGGAACACUGUGAACGUCGCGUCCAGGAUGGAGAGCACCGGCAAAGUUGGCUGCAUUCAGGUGACGGACGAGACGCGAAGGAUUUUGGAGCCGUUCGGCUUCGGGUUUGAGCAACGCGGUUUGGUAUUUGUGAAGGGGAAAGGUCAGUUACUUACCCACUACCUGGUGUCGAAGGACGGCGUGUCGUUAAACCUCGACAGCGACCUGCCCGUCGAGCCCACCCAUCCGAUCAUCUAUCAAUAGGAUAAUACUCGAAAAGGCUCUAAAAAUGAUAUUUUCCUCGUUGACCAGAGGGCAACAAGGUUUCUCUCUGUCGAUGAACCCUCGAAGAGGUCGAGACGAGUGAAAGCCCUCGAGAAGAAAGAAGAAAACGAUUGAAAGGUUUAUGGAAGAUCGAGAAUUUUCAAGAGAAACGGAGCUGGGCUUUAUCUUAAUCCAUCGUCGAUUCCUUUAAGAAUUUCCUUUUCGGAAAACGUUCGCUUGUCAAUUUGUAAGUUCCUUUUUUUUUUUAUUUUUAUUUAGGAGACGCCCAGACCUGGUCAGUCCCUCAGCCACUAACGAAAAAUUGUUACUUUGAUAAUCGUGUUACCCAGCGGUAUCGGUUAUCGAAGACGAAGAACACAGGGUACAAAUUGAAUGCAUUAAAAAUAGGUAUAGACCGAGAACGUUUCAAAUUCAAGUUGUACAUAAGUUGUGAGAUCUGAACGUGAACUGUUUUAGCUAGCGCUAGGGAAGAGUCCUAUUUUACGUAGAACCGCGGAUCUGUUUAAACAGAAACACGAAUUAGGGAAGUAGUAGAUGAGAAUUGAAGAACUUUCCAAAUGAACUUUGUCAAAAUUAAAGGAGCGAGUCCAGCGUAUAUCCGGCGCAUAUCUAGGAUAGAAGAGAGUAAAAAAGAAAAAAAAAAACGGUGUCUAGUCAAAGUACAUAUAUGGAUCGAUCUAGAGUCGAUAAACAUUAAUGAAAGUGUCUAUUGAUCGUUGUGGUAGAUAAUACUGACACGGUUCUCGGCAAUCGUCGACAUUCUAUUUUUCUAGACUCGUUCUAUCCGAUUAUAAAUGUAAUUAACGUGCUGCGAGCGUCAAUUAGCUGGUAGAUCUUUUUUCUAACGUGGUUCGUCAACCGUUCUUUUAUCCCAUAUUCGUUCUAUCCGUCGUCUUAUUCGGGAAUUGUCGACCGUCACAUUUCGUCUACUAUCGAUCUGAGUCGCGUUAGACAAAUUCCUCGUUAAACAGCGUUGGGCAUUUAGUUUUAUUCGAUAAUAAAUUUUAUUACCAGCAGAUUAAAAUGAUAAAAUAUCGCCCAACACUGUUAAAAGAAAGAAUAUGUAGUAUAAUUGAAAGCGGUGGCUAAGUGCUCAUCAAAGAAGAAUCGUUGAGGUAGCGACCAAUUUAACUUCGAGCAAUUUAAUCAUUAUAAUAAUUACAAUAAAUUAAUUUCGACAAUAUUAUUUGACAGAUCGUAAGUGGAAUGCUAUCCAUUGAUUGGUUAAUUGAAUUGUGGAAUGCUAUCCAUUGAUUGGUUAAUUGAAUUGUGAUUGUUACGAUGAUUAAAUCUCGGAGGGGAUCGAGUGUAAUUAAUUGUAAUUAAUCAAAUAUCUGUUGUACAGUGAAUUGAGGAGAUCGUAGAUGGAACAAACAUUCCAAAUAUUGAGAAUUGAAAGUAAAGGAAUUGUAUAUUGUAAAAUCAUGUAGAGAGGAGAAACGAAGCUUUGACCCUAUAAAACGAUGUUGUAAUUUGAAUAACAUCGAACGCGUGUUGAAACUUUGGAAAUUUUAACUAGGUACGUACUGCGAGGGAUUUAAGGGAAUAGGAUUCUCGCAAUGAAACGUUAAAUUCAUCUUUAAAUUGUCGUCGAUGAUCAGAGUACUUGCAUGUGUUUAACGAUUUAAAAAAAAGAAGAAAAAAAAAUACAAAAAAAAAAAAAAACGAAGAGAAGUCAGAAAUUUGCUGUCUAUUACGGUUUAAGUGCAAAAUGUUCAUGUUUAAACUAUAGGCUACGAGGUAUACUUAGCAUUCGUCCCAUUCCGACGACAAAAUUCUCAAUAGCUUCGACUAUAUUUUUCUGCGGGCAGUUUUAAAACGAUGAUCGAGGUGCGUGUCUCUGUCAGGAGCUUAGGUUCACUCUUGAACGUGAACAAGCGUCAUCAAAGUCCCCGGCGUCGUUAAACGACUUCUGAGAUCAAAAUAAGGCAUAACAGAUUUGAGUAGACUCCUUCGACGUUUAGUUAUUUAUUUCCGCCGCGGUUCACGUCUUAUUUUGUGCUCAAGGAUUCGUUUAAUCAUGAAUGCAAUUCUAGAUACCAACGGUGAAACGAACACUAUUCAAAUACCGAGGGAAGAUCGCGACAUAAUCGUUUAUUUUUCUACAGUUUGAGUCACCGAGUUCGUAGACGGUAAGGCUAAACAAAUGACUCGAGUACGUACAACGCACACGAAAAAUAAAAACAAAACAACCAUAAAUAACGAGGCUGGGAUUUAAUCCUUUCGUCGAUCUUAAAAAAAGAACUAUAGUUUACGCAGGUAUUUAUAAUAUUCUAAACGUAGAGAGAAAAUGAAAAGAGAAAUUGCUGUGAUUUUAAAACCGAAAGAACUGAUCUCUGAAUUUUCGUUUCCCCCUUUACUCAAGUAAUUUUUAACUGAUACUUUUUAUACGUUGACGUAGUACGAAAGGAUUAAAAGCGAGGCGAAGGGACGAUGGGAGAGAGAAGUUGACAAGGGGAAACUAGAAAGAACGGCCUAAGCGAGGUCAGACUGGAAGAUGGAAACGGAAACACUCCCCCGAAGGAAACACUGAUAUUUUUUAAUGAUACCCUCAGCGCAGACACACAUUUUCUAGAUACUUUAAAUUUCAUCGUCAUCAAGGCUAAAACCACGUGAAAGUAUCCAAAGUCUUUUUUAAAACGGACCUUCUUUCGGCGGAGUUUUUCAAAUCGCACAAACCGGGGGGGGAGCUUAAAAAGAUUGAUCGUUCAGUCUCUCGAUUCUUUAUCCACUAAUCGCGUACUUCCGGUUGACAUUCGCGCUUGAUAUACAGUCCACAAACUCGUAGGCAUACACGUAAACAAGGGACGAAGGAGAUAGGGAGACACAGAAAUCAGAGUCGAUCUUGUAAAGUAGCAAUAAAAAGGGAAUCACGUGUACAUAUAUACUGCAUGUAAGGAGACGGGUCGGAUAAAAAAAGAAAAAAAAAACACAGUGACAGAGGAACUAAGGUAGAAUGUACAUGAAAAUAUGAGAGGGAUAUUCGAUGAAAAUUAAUAUUGGCGAGAGCGACCCUAGCGCGUGUAUAGUCGUGUAAGGAGAGAGAUGAAUUCUAUCACUGUAGAUAUCUUAGCACCUUAGAUGUGAGACAACUUUACGGAAGUGAGGGAACACUUGUUGUAAACUUUCAAAAGUAUAACUUCUUCGGACUGGUUACAAUAGCCGGGGACUCGUGCGAGUCGAAUGGAAAAUUCAUGCGACUGUAAAUUAAAUAAAUAAACGGCUACUUCGCCGAUAUGUAAAAA
Molecule: messenger RNA, 7040 nt
Organism: Ceratina calcarata
Lineage: Eukaryota; Metazoa; Arthropoda; Insecta; Hymenoptera; Apidae
Gene: Ac3
Product: adenylate cyclase 3
Exons: 9
Coding region: 1063-3774 (903 amino acids)
Biological process (GO): adenylate cyclase-activating G protein-coupled receptor signaling pathway; intracellular signal transduction; cAMP biosynthetic process
Cellular component (GO): plasma membrane
Molecular function (GO): adenylate cyclase activity
Source: RefSeq, a predicted model, not a curated record